Messenger RNA from Solea senegalensis (Senegalese sole), 5347 nucleotides. RefSeq names its product glucoside xylosyltransferase 1b (gene gxylt1b). The transcript is spliced from 7 exons. Gene Ontology annotation, biological process: protein O-linked glycosylation via N-acetylgalactosamine. Gene Ontology annotation, molecular function: UDP-xylosyltransferase activity. NCBI's taxonomy places the organism in Eukaryota, Metazoa, Chordata, Actinopteri, Pleuronectiformes, Soleidae. The record is from RefSeq and is a predicted model, not a curated record. Bases 2900 to 4156 code for a protein of 418 amino acids.
AAACAACCUUUCACCCUCACAUUCACACCUACGGUCAAUUUAGAGUGUCCAUGUAACCCAACUGUAGGAUGUAGCCGGAGAGAACCCCCGCACACAUGGGAAAAAACAUGCAAACUCCACCCAGAGGCCCAUGGUAAAACCAGGAUUUGAACUGGCUUCUUGCUGUGAGGCAACUGUGUGACCCCUCUUGAGGAAUCCCUUGAUGGCAAGUACACAACUCUGUAACUUGUAUCCUGUUUUGGGCCAAAUUCAAUACAUUCUAUACACACUUUUUAAGCCCUAGUGACUUCUGAAAGUGCACUUUUGGCUUUCUUCCCAUUCCCUUAGAUGGGAGCCUGGUCUAGUUAGCCUGUAAUAACCACCCAGGGGUAUUGCCAAGAUGGCUGCUUCAUAAAGAGACUUACAUAUAAGGACUUGGGUCAUGCUUUUACCCAUUUUACUGAAAAUACACUAUGUCCACAGAACCUUUUACCAACCACGUUUAUUGUUGAUGGCAUGAUUUCAGCAUUUUCACAGCCUUCCAAAUUCACACCAUUGGAUCCCUGCUUUUAUUUUCUAUAAAUAGGAGCCAAUUUUUGAGUCCAUUUUCCGUUCACUGCUGUAAAUUUUGUCUAAGAAACGGUGAAGGAGCAACCGUCGGCUAACUGCGGAAGACGUGGAAGCUGCGAAUGGCACCGGUAUUGUCCCUUUAAUCUCUGCUGCACAAAUGGAACUGCAGCUGCUCACUGUCCCAGUGGAAAAACCACAGUGCGCUCACACUGUUCUGCUGCCACGGAGGACCCAGUUUUGGACCCAGGAGGGUGCUUGUACAACUGAAAAGGGGUUCUUUGAGCUCUGGACAUAUUUAUGAGCUAUAUAGAGGACAUCCUAUGGUGUGAUGGGACGUCACAAACUGUUUUGACUUCCUCCGUUUUGAUGAUACAAAGUAGAGGAAACUUUAGAGUAUACUAAACUCCCAGCAGAACUAUAGAUCAACCUAACGUCACAAUAACUUAUAAAAACCUGUAGAUUAACUACACAAAUAAAAUGAAUAUUUCUAAAAAAAAAAAUUAAAAAAAAUAUUGUACUACAAUGUCUUGACGUGGCUGUAUUAUCCAUCAUAUCAGUGUUAUUGACUUUUGUUUUUUUUCCCUUAAAAAAACACUUUAGCACACAUGGGGAGAGCUGUCAAAGCAUGAUAAUACUACAGUCUCUGUAUAUUGUGGGACAGGUAAUGUCUCUUAGUUUGUUAGUUAUCGUUUAAUGUGUCAGAUGUACUCUCGUAGGUGCACUACACUAGCUGGGACUAGGUGUGUGGGCUUGUGAGAAUUGUUCAGACAGACAUUUGUUAUUUGGUUGUCACCGAAAAUGGAGGACACUAAAAAUGUGUGUGAGUGUCAUGCAUUGAUAUGUUUUUUUUUCUUUUCUUUUGGUUUGGUUUGCUUUGCCAUGCUCAAUGUGUGAACUGUUUGUUGUCUGAAUAAGAAAAUACGAAAAAAAAAAAGUCCUGUUCUUAUGCUCACGGUUUUAUUUUUAUUUUAUUUUUUGUCACUUUUCUUUACACGCAGAUGCGCACACACACUCUUUAAAUGUCUGUUUGCCCCCCUUUUAAAGCAGGGUACUUUUUAUUUUAUUGUGCAUUAUAGCUCCACCUGGUGAAUGACUCAUAACUUGCUGCUCAUCUUCAGCUGUGCAUGAAUGUUCAGAGUUUACAUAACAGAUGGGGCCCAUCAGGCAGCUCAGCAUGCCCACCUUUUCAUUUAAUUUUUUUUUACAGUUUUUUUGCUUAGCCAUGCAAUAGUUGAGGCAUAAAUAUUCACGACUUACAUAUAUAUGAAGGAGUAGCUAUUAACAUAUAGGGUAUGGUUUACACAUGAAUGGAUUAACCACAACAUCAGUUAAUAACCUUGUUUUCCCCCCUCACUAAAUGAAAAUACAAUUGACGUUCUGCUGUUUGUCUAAUGCAGCCACCUCAAUAAAGACGACCAGUCACUUGAAGCCAGGCUGAAUGAGUCUUUUCAGAGGUGGAAUCAAUUCAAAGCAAAGUUGUUGCUGAGAGAGACUUGGGGGGGACGGGGUGAGGGGUCAAACUUUGCUGAUGGAUCCCACCCUUCCCCCAUGUUAAGGGGUCUCGACCUCCUGCCUCUGUUGCAUGAAGAGUGUCAAGAGAAACGCUUUAAAGAAAGACAAGAACCGGAUGUUUGUUCUUGCCUUCAACAUAAAAGCACGUGAACCUGGGAUGAGGGGAAGUGGGUGCACAGAGAAAAGGCUGAGAAAAAUCGUCAUGGACAAUAAUAGUAAAGUCAAAUAUGUUGACAGUGAAUACAACUAUCAAUAUCACAAACUGUGCUAUGUGACAUCUAAGAUACUAAAACAAGAUUUAAAUGUAUGAAAUCAUCAAUAUAGUAACAGUAGUAGUAAUUGUAUUGACAAUAAAGCACAUUUCAAGCAGGUGUUAACACAGUGUUAUGGCAGCCCAUGAACAAGUAGAAUGGAAAUGGGCUUCUAAUUGGAGGGUCGUAGGUUCAAAUCCCAGGAAAGAUCAACGGCUGGGGUGUCCCUGAGCAAGGUACCCAACCACUAUUGCUUCCCUCAUGGAGAUAAGUGCAGCCCACAGACUAAUCACUAAAUGGUGUGUGUGCAAAUAAAACGAAUUCUAUUGAGUUUGUUAAAAAAGAGACAAACAAAAAUAAACUGUUAGUCUAAUAACACAGCGAAUUAAACAAGCACAUAAUUUUAAUAAAAAGGAUUGUAGAACCAUUAUUUGCUCGCCAGAGGGCGUAGUUGCUCAUCCUGCACCGGACUUUUAUUUUCUAAACCGUACCGGAAGUGCGUCCCCACUGCUCCUGCUCCGAGUUAUUAUUAAACACUGGUUUCUGUGUCAUGACUGUAGCCCCGAGUUGCGUUUUCAAACACGAGAAUGCGGCGUUACAGUCGUGCACUAAUGUUGUGCACGGUGUUUGCCGUGUUUUCCGGCUUUUAUGUUUACAGUAAACUGCUGAACUCGGACGCGUCGCUCGGAGGGAACCACGGACCGAAGAGGAGUUUCAUUCCGGCCGGAGCCAGCCGAGGGGCCGCGGACAAAACGGGGCCCAAAAACAUUCGCUGGUACAACAGGUACAUCAUGCGCCAGCGGGGUCAGGCGGAGGCUGGUGGUGGAGGUGGCAGCGUUCAGAGUGGACCCGAGCCUCCCAUGCACCUGGCCGUGGUGGCCUGCGGUGACCGGCUGGAGGAGACUCUCGUUAUGAUCAAGUCUGCUGUGCUCUUCAGCGUUAAACGCCUCGACUUGCACAUCUUUGCUGAAGAUCAGCUGCACGCCAGCUUCAUUGAGGCUUUGGAGUCGUGGCCUGGCUUUAUUCGCUCCCGGUUCAAGUACACAGUCUACCCCAUCAGCUUCCCCAGUGAGAACGCGGCCGAGUGGAAGAAACUCUUCAAACCCUGUGCAUCUCAAAGACUCUUUUUACCUCUAAUCCUGAAGGACGUGGAUUCGCUCGUUUACGUGGAUUCAGACAUCCUGUUCCUGCAGCCCGUCGACCGCCUGUGGGCGUUCCUGUCUCGGUUUAAUUCCUCUCAGCUGGCGGCCAUGGCCCCCGAGCACGAGGAGCCCCGCAUCGCCUGGUACAACCGCUUCGCCCGCCACCCCUUCUACGGCAGGACGGGCAUCAACUCGGGCGUCAUGCUCAUGAACAUGACAAGGAUGAGGAGCGUGUUCUUUAAGAAUGACAUGACGUCUGUGGGGCUGCGUUGGGAGGAGCUGCUGAUGCCGUUAUUGCAGAAAUACAAACUUAACAUAACCUGGGGCGACCAAGACCUCCUGAAUAUUAUUUUCCACCACAACCCAGAGACGUUGCUGGAGUUUCCGUGCCGGUGGAAUUAUCGCCCAGAUCACUGCAUCUACGGCAGCAACUGCGCCUCAGCCGAGGAGGACGGUGUUUACAUACUGCACGGAAACCGAGGAGUUUACCACGACCACAAGCAGCCGGCCUUCAGAGCCGUUUACGAGGCCAUACAAAAGUUCUCCUUCGGUACAGACCCAGUGACUUCUCUGUUGGAUCCUCUAGAAGAGGAACUGUUGAAGACGACGCACACUUAUUGUGGUAAAUCCCACGCACUCUUCACAAAGAACCUGGCAAGCAGCCUGGCAAACGCCAACAGGAAGUCUCCCGGUGGACGGUGACAGAAUGAAAUCCAACGUUGGACAGAUGCCACGUUAAGGCGCUAAGAUAAGCAACAAUGCUCACUGAGGCUAACAACCUAAAUGUGGUGUUCUUGAACAGGAAGUUGAACUUUCCGUUAUUGAUUUUUUUGAAGCCGAUUGAGUGACGGAGUGCUUUUUUAGUUGCUACCACUAUUUUUUUAGCCAUUACACUGAAAAAACCCCGACAUACCUCUUUCACGGUGGAAGUGUGGAGUUAGUGGACCCCUGCGCGUUGUGAAAACGUGAAACUGCACAUUGAAUGGGUGACAGUUGGAGUGAACUGUUGCGUAUGUUGCUCUGGAUAAGAGCGUUAUGUAAAUAUGUGAAAUCUACUGUAAAUGUAGCGUGAGAGCAAAAAAAACACGGCCUUUGGCGACGUGAGUGAAGAUUGGAGAUAUCUGUAUUCAGAAGAUGAUUUCUUGACUUUCCAUAUUGGAGAAUUUAUUCAGCCUUUUGUAAAAAAAAAGGGACCAUAUCAGAACUGUUAAAAGGCUUUUUUUGCUGGACCUGUUUUAUAUUUUUUUAAGGGACGCACUGGACCACUUUUGUAGCCUCCAAAAACCACUCUGUAGAGGAAAGUAAUCGAGUGGAAUGAGUAGCAAAAAAAAGGAAGGUUUUCUUGUGGUACAAUGCAAAUGUUUUGCAGUCUCUCUUUUUUACGAUUGUGAUUCCGCAUAGUUGUUUAUUUGUUUUGUUUUCUAUCUUUUUCUCAUGUUUGAUUCACUUUGCUGCCGAAUUUUUAAAAGGUAAAUGCAGAAAUGACAAAAGUUCUAUAACGGGAAUACAUUAGCAUCUAAAAUGCUUUUGCACAUAUGAAUAAGCUACAAGUUCCCUCUUGAUGCCAAAGUCUUUGUUUUAUUACUGUAAUUACGGGCACCGGUGAAUGUAUUUUGAAUGUUGUGAAUGUUACGAGUGUCAGUGGCGUGGGUGUUAAGCGAGGACGUCCAUUAUCACAUUUCUAUGCUGUUUACUUGUCAGUGCUGAAUUUUUAUACAUAUAUAUAUUAAAGAUCAUUUCAUUUAUGUAGUGUUUUCUCCAGCAGUGAGUCCUGUCUAACCACUAGAGGGUAGCAUUUUUUCAUGUGACCGCUCGUCUUUCUCUUUUAUGUGACUGUUUUGAGGAAGGAAAAGUACUUGGAGGAACCAAUAAAUGUGGGCCGUUUAAAAUGCA